Molecule: messenger RNA, 7461 nt
Organism: Naumovozyma castellii
Lineage: Eukaryota; Fungi; Ascomycota; Saccharomycetes; Saccharomycetales; Saccharomycetaceae
Gene: UTP20
Product: Utp20p
Exons: 1
Coding region: 1-7461 (2486 amino acids)
Source: RefSeq, a predicted model, not a curated record
AUGGCUAAACAAAAAGUGACCACCAAAACUACAAAGAGAUAUAGAUAUUCGUCUUUUAAGGCCAAAAUAGAUGAUCUUAAGAUUGAACCAGCAAGGAAUUUACAAAAGAGAGUGCAUGAUUAUGUAGAAUCUUCUCAUUUUUUGGCAUCCUUUGACCAUUGGAAAGAUAUUAAUUUAAGUGCAGGGUUCACUAACUUUGCGAGUGAAAUUGACUCGGUGGUUCAGACAUUACCUCAAAUCCUGUAUCAUGAAGAUAAAAUUUUUAAUGCGUUAGUGAGUUACAUUGACAAACAUGAUGAAUUUUCCUUACAGCCAUUGUUAGAUCUACUGGCCCAAUUUUGUCAUGACUUGGGUCCAGAUUUUUUGAAGUUUUAUGAAAAAGCACUUACUUCAUUAAUAACUUUAUUAGAUGCAGCCAUUGAAUUUGAAAAUUCAAAUGUAUUUGAGUGGGGGUUUAAUGCUCUGGCAUAUAUUUUCAAAUAUCUUUCUAGACUAUUGACUGAUGACCUAAUUCCAACAUUUAAUCUUCUAUUCCCCUUAUUGUCUCAUUCUAAGGAAUACUUGUCUAGAUUUUCUGCUGAAGCAUUGUCGUUCUUGAUUAGAAAAUCUAAUUCCAAGAACUUGAGAAAGUUCGUGUCUCAUGUUUUGGAGAAGAUGUCUGAAAACGAAGACGAAUCAAACGUUUAUGAAGGAUUUCUAACUUUAUUUACAGAAGCGCUUAUGACAACACAAGGUUCUUUACAUUCGAAGUCUAAAAUAAUGCUACAGACGCUAAUAGAAGAAUGUUUCACUAAAGAGAGACAAGAAAUAUGUUCAAAUCUGAUUUGUGACGUCUGGAUGAAUAUUUCAAAACAUACUGAUACAGAAAAUUUAUAUCCAAUCUAUGAGAGUGUUUUAGAACUUUUGAACUCUAAUCUAUCAACCUUUGAUAUAAAUAAAAUAGUGAAGCUAUUGGCAACUAUGGUGUUUUCUGAAAGUGGUAGAAAAGUACCCGAUUGGUCUACAAUAACGUCAUUGAUAGACAAUAUUAUGAAUACUGAACAAAAAUCAGCAAGGAGCCCCGAAUUAGUGGCAUUUCUCUUUUCAGUUUUAUUGCGUAAUUGUGAUGUUAAGAAUAUUACCGUCUACCACAAAAGGAUUUUCGAUUUUUAUUUAGAACAAUACCCAGAUCACUUCCUAGAAUUCUUUCGCUUUUCUGUCGAGUUAACUAGUGAAAGAAUCCUUUCAUUCAAUGGCGUCAAAUAUCUUCAAAAAUUUAUCAAUACGCAUUGGCAGACUCAAGGAAAAAAAAUCGGUUUAUUUUUAUUAGACAUUGAAGAAAGAUCAAUAUUGAAUUCAAAAAUCAAAUUAACUAUACCGGAUGAAUUUAGUGCAUCGAUUUUGACUUCAUUAAAAGGUUCAAAUGACGAGUCUUCUGAAGGGUUGUUCGAAAUUUAUUGGAAAUUAAUUAUUCUAAGAAAUACCAAAACCGAUACUUCUCAGGUGCUAUUACCAUUAGCUGUAAAGUUGUUCUCUUCUACCUCGAAUCUAAAUGACUUCACAAAAGAUAUUUUGGGUUCCUUACUUGAGACAAUCUCCGGUGGAGAAGAAGAUCAACUUGCAUCAUUGUUAGGCACCGUUUUCCAGACCUUUUCCAGUUAUAGAAAUAGCAUUUACUUCAUUAAGGGUCUAAAAACUUUGUUGACCAAAUACUUGAAAAACUAUAAACCUAAACAAGUGUGGGACCAUUAUGAUGAUGUAAUGAUGGGAUUGACAAGAAAUAUGAUACUCCCAGAUGGUAAGGUCCGUUAUGAAUCUUUGAAUUUACUUACAAUCAUGAUGAGGGUUCAAGGAAAAGAAUUUCCUCAAAUCUUAGAAGAAUUCAAAAGAAUUGAGGAAAUUCCACUGUCGCUAAAUAAUGCUCGUGAUUUAACUACAAGAAUAAGAAAUCUGGGACCUUCAUUUGCAAAAUUAGGUAAAGACAAGCUAAUCAGUACUACUUUUUUGAAUGCUAUAUUUGGUCUUCUGACAGUUAGAUUUUCUCCAUUAUGGGAAGGUGUUUAUGAAAUAUUGCCAUCCGUAUAUGGAAAAGAUCAAGACUUAGUGUGGGAGAAUAUGGAAUAUUUCUUGAGAGUACCAGAUGAAAAUUUUGUUUUAAAUUACUAUGAUGAGGAAAUGCAAGAUGAUUAUGUAUCCAUUGAGUGGGAUUCAAAGAUAUCAAGACUUGGUGAUACGAUUAGACAUUUUUCUAAUAACUGGUCAAAAUAUUUUUACCAAAAUGCCUCAAUAAUCAAUUUUACCAAGGAGAGAAGAGGUAAUUUGGAGUACCCAGCUCAAAUUAGAACUCAAACUUUGAAAGCAAUGACUAUCGUACCUCAAUUGGUCGAGCGUCAUUUUAAAGAUAUUCUACCAUAUAUAUUUAAUGAGGUAGAAUAUGCAGAGUUAUUCGAAGAAAAUACUGUGGGGGAUAAACACUCCUACUCUGCAGCUCAUUGGUUGGAAACUGAUAGAAAUACCUUACUAAAGAUAUUGAGCAAAUUCAAAAAUAUUAAAUCUGUCUAUAAAUCAGAGGAAGUACAUGAUAGAUUAAUGAUCUUACUUGGAAGUAAAUCAACAGAGGUUCAGAAACUUGCUAUGGAUGCUAUUUUCGCAUAUAAGGAUCCUACUGUCGUGAAGUAUAGAGAUAACCUAAAAAAUCUGUUAGAUGAUACCCUUUUUAGAGAUGAAAUCACAAAAUUCUUAGCAAAUAAUGAAAACCAAACUAUCGAAGCAGAUGACGAGGGUGCGUUGAUGCCAUAUAUACUAAGAAUUUUAUUUGGUCGUGCUCAAACUCCGGUAAGUAGCGGGAUUAAGAAGGGUAGGAAGUUUGCAGCCAUCUCUGUAUUGCCAAAUUUGAAGGAACAGUAUAUUCUGGAUUUCUUAGAACUAGGUUGUAAAAGAUUUAAUUACGAGUACUAUUUCGAAAAUGGCAAUGAAUUAGAUGAGAAUGAGGUAACCUUAGCAGGACUAAGAAGAAUGAAUGGGUUUACUACAAUAUUAAAUUCUGCACUAACCGUCCUAGGAUCUCAUUUUCCUUCCAUAAUAGACACCAUAUUAAAGCCACUUCUUUAUAUCAUUGCAGCAUCUUAUCAUAGGUUACAAUCGUCUUCGACGGAUAUUCACAUCACCAAAAUGGCAACAACUUUGAGACAGAGCUCUUUAAAAUGCUUAAAUGCUAUUUUCCAGUACUUAGGAGAUACUAUUGAUUGGACUAAUUACGUGAAGGUCAUAUAUGAUGUUGUUAUGAAACCUCGUCUUGAAAGUUUCUCUGAUGAGAAUUUACAACAGCCCUCAUCAAUUAUGAAAAUUAUUAUAUAUUGGGCUAACAAUAAAAAACUUUAUCCUUUCCUAUACCAUGAUAAUUUUGGAUGCACUAAGGCCCUCAUGAAAACACUUUCUCAUGAACAUGCUAAAGAGCCUGUGGUUAUGAUGAUUCUUGAGGCAUCCAAUAAUAUCAUUGAAGAACCUACAAACGAAAACGACUACGUCGAGCUUGUUUCACAUAUCGCUUCAACGUGUUUGCAAAUUUUGCCAUCCUUAUACAAGAGAUUUUCAAAGUCGGAAUCAGUAUCGAUUGCUACAGAGUUAUUGCUAAAUAUGACUCGAUCAGGGUUUGUCCAAGAUGAUCAAACUAGACAAUAUCUGGUCGAUUCAUUAGUCUUAAUCUUGGCAGAUACGAAGGGUAUUAAUGUAAAAGAACAUUCCAAGAUUUUGAAGGUCUUAACUGUUCUGAUUCAUGAUUACAAUUGUCCAUGGAAUAAUAUCGAACCUUUAUACAAGGUGAUCUCCAGUCUCUAUAACAAAUAUAGUGAGCGUGAGCUCAGAGAGGGUUUGAAUACUUUAUUCUUAACCAUUGGUAAUAGAUUUCCUGAAGUUGAAUCAGUUUCAAAAUUGGUUUCUGACUUAAACUCGUAUUCGUCUAAGCGUAUGCAAGAAUACGACUUCAAAAAAAGACUUCCAGCAUUCCAACAAUUUAGUGAACAUGAUUAUUUGACAUACACAGAAUUGGCCUGGUUACCUGUACUAUACACAUGUUUAUAUUCGAUCCAUGACACAGAAGAACUGGCUAUUAGAACCAAUGCUACACAUACUAUUAACAAGUUUAUCGACUAUAUCAACGAAAAACCAUCUCAAGUAGAAGCCGCUAAAGCUGUGUCUAUGUUGAAAGAGGUUGUCUUACCGGUUUUGAGAACAGGAUUGAGAAAGGCUGAUGAAGAAAUCCAAUCUGAAUAUAUUGCAGUUGUCGCGUAUAUUGUGACUAACUCUAAAUAUUAUACUGAUAUGAAUGAUAUGCAGGUUCUUCUCUUUGAUGGUGAUGAAGAAGCAAAUUUUUUUACGAAUAUCAACCACAUUCAACUACAUCGUCGUCAAAGAGCAAUUAAGAGAUUAAGAGAUCAUGCCAGUGAACUUUCAGACGGUAGUAUCUCGCAUUAUUUGGUCCCAAUAAUUGAGCAUUAUGUUUAUUCUCCUGAAGAAAAAUAUAGAAAUCUAGGUAAUGAGUCACUGCUGACCAUUGGUACGCUUUCUAAUUUCAUGAGUUGGAAUCAGUAUAAGGCUUUAAUGAGAAGAUAUAUCUCCAUUUUGAAAUCAAAGCCAGAAGACAUUAAAAUGACAGUUUUAUUGAUUAAUCAAAUUUCCAUAUCUUUGAAAAAUACCUUAUGUCAACUUAGAGGCACCAUUGAAAGUGAGAUGCUCUUGAGAAAAUUUCCAAACAAAUUUGAUGAGCCAGAGAGGUUUAUUACUGCGGAGGUGUAUCCAACAUUGUCAAAAAUUUUGGGCACAAGAGAUGAUGAGACAAUAGUUGCAAGGAUUCCUUUAGCAGAAGCACUGGUGAAUCUUGUCCUAGGUCUUUCUCAUGAUGAAACUGUUAGCUCUCUGCCUGGUAUAUUAACUAAGAUUUGUCAAGUUCUAAGAAGUAAAUCUGAAGAUCUACGUGAGGCCGUCAGACAUACCUUAGCUAAAAUAACAACCAAUCUUGGGCCUUCUUACUUGACUUUCAUUAUUAAAGAGCUUAUAUCUGCCCUUCAGCGUGGGUCACAGGUACAUGUUUUAAGUUUUACCAUUCAUCACGUGUUGAAAUCAUUAGAAACCGUUCUCAAGCAUGGAGAUCUUGAUAACUCAGUCGGUAUGUUAGUCAGAGUCAUUAUGGAAGAUAUUUUUGGUACAGCUGGUCAAGAAAAAGAUUCAGAUAACUACAAUUCCAAAAUGAAGGAGGUUAAAAUUAACCGUAGUUAUGAUACAGCAGAGAUGGUAUCUGCCAAUAUCUCUCUAGCAUCUUUCGAUGUCUUACUACGUCCUAUUAAGGCAUUGUUACUGGAAAGAAUUAACAUGAGAAAUCAGAACAAGUUAGAUGAAUUGUUGAGGAGAUAUACAUUGGGUUUAAAUCAUAAUGAAAAGGCAUCUUCUAGUGAAGUAUUAUCGCUUUGUCAUGAAAUAUUCACUGAGCUUGAGCUCAAGAAUGAUCGUAAGAAGAUUCCUAGAGAGAUUGAUGAAAAAGAGGAAUUUUUCUUGGUGAAUUUGAACGCAAAAACUGCUAAAGUUCAGACAGAGACAUCACUAUAUCAUAAUAUCUUACAAAAAUUUGCAUUGGAUUUACUGCGUACAGUUAUUUCAAGGAAUCGUAACCUUUUGAAUGCAGCAUACCUCGAUGGCUUCAUCCCACUGUUGAGGGAUUCAUUAAUGUCAGAUAACGAGGCUCUGCUAACAAGUGCUUUGCGAGUUUUGGUUAUACUGGUAAAGAUUGAGUUCCCACCAGAAUCUGAACCAAUUUUCAAAAAUUGUGCCAGGAAGGUUCUGAACUUGAUAAAAGAUUCUCCUUCGACAUCAACGGAUCUGUGUCAAAUGGGGUUGAAAUUUCUUUCUUCAUUCAUUCGUCAUAAAGAUAUUAAACUAAAGGAUACCGCCUUGAGUUACGUUUUGGGCAGAAUUUUACCUGAUUUAAAUGAGCCAAAUAAGCAAGGCCUAGCUUUUAAUUUCUUGAAGGCACUUGUUUCCAAACAUAUUAUGUUACCUGAACUAUAUGAUGUUCUCGACACAGUUAGAGAAGUCAUGGUAACCAACCAUUCGAAAGAAAUUAGAGAUGUUUCAAGAAGUGUGUACUACCAAUUUUUAAUGGAAUAUGAUCAAAGUAAGGGCCGUUUAGAGAAACAAUUUAAAUUUAUGGUGGACAAUCUACAGUAUCCAUCGCAAGAUGGUAGACAGUCCAUAAUGGAGCUAGUUAAUUUGAUCAUUAAUAAAGCUACCCCUGAGUUACUUUCCAAGUUAUCAUCCUCAUUCUUCAUUUCUUUGGCUAAUGUUUCCUUUAAUGAUGAUGCCCCAAGAUGUAGAGAAAUGGCAUCGGUAUUGUUAACAAACAUGUUUAAGGUAGUUCAACCUUCCUCUUUGGCUACCAUGGAGAAAUACAUUAUUGCCUGGCUAAAACAGUCUGAUCAACCUACUUUCUUAAAUCUUGGUCUCAGAAUAUACAAACUCUACCUUACAAGUAUGGGCUUCGGUACUAAUGAGACUUUAGAUGAUUUAGCGAUCAGUCGAAUCUCAUCAGUCCUAUCAGACACCGCUGUAGGAUCUGAAAUAUCGUGGGAUUUAAUUUAUACGGCAUUGAAUGAUUUCUCUACGAUCUCUGAAAAAUCAGAUAUAGUAUAUUCCACUACUUUCAAACCAACUUGGGAUAAAGUAAUUGGAUGUCUAUUAUAUCCACAUAUGUGGGUCCGUCAAUCGUCUUCUCGUUUAGUUAAUGAACUAGUCAACAAUUUGGAUAAAUUUGAAACUGCAUUUACACCGUUGGAGAUUCAGACAAUAUGUUCAAGAGUAUUACAUCAAUUAAGUGCACCAUCCAUUCCAGAAGGUUUAGCCACACAAUCCAUUAAGAUUUUAGUGAAGAUUGCCACCAUUUGGAAAGAACAGAAUAGAAACUUUAUCUCCAAAGAUGACAAAAAGGAUUCUGAAGUUUCUUACGAGAAUGCCAUUGAUUAUAUGAUCAUUAGAAUUAGCUCUAUUAUCAGAAGUGAGGAGAAUCCCGUAGAUUCAUUCAUGUCGAAAAAAUCAUGUAUGCAAUUACUCGCAUUAUUAGUCCAGAUAUUAGAUGUCGAUCAAGCCAGUGAAGAAUCCGAGAAGAUUAUCAUGCCGUUAUUCAUAUAUGUGGAAAAUACUUAUUACGCAACUGCUGAACAGGAAGAAUUAAGUACGUUUGCUCAUGAAUGUAUGCAACUGUUAGAGGGUAAAAUACCGGUUUCUACUUUUACAAGGGCUUACGCCAAUGUGAAACACAAUGUUAUUAGAAGAAGACAAGAAAGAAAGGCCAAGAAAGCAGUUUUGGCUAUCAAUGCUCCUGAACUUGCUGCCCAAAAGAAGAUAAGAAAACAUGAAAGAUCAAGAGAAAAGAGAAAGCAUGAAAAGGACGAAAACGGUUACUAUCAAAGAAAAAAUAAGAAAAGGAGAUCUUAG